AAGCAGAUCGAGUCCUACCUGAGCAAGCACGAGGUGCCCGACGAGCUGAGCCGGACCAUCGGCGAGUACUACGAGUACAUCUGGGCGUCCCAGAUGCAGCUCGACGGCGAGCUCUUCGCGGAUUUGACGGAGGUGCUCAAGCUCAAGCUCGCGCUCGCGAUCAAGCGGCGCUUCAUCAUGGAGUGCCCCCUCUUCAAGGAGCUGGACGCCUGGGCCAUCAUCAACCUCGUGCGCAAGCUCGCCCACGAGGUCUUCGUCCCGGACCAGGUCGUCAUGGCCGAGGGCGAGCUCGGCGACGCGAUGUACUUCGUGAUCCGCGGCCGGCUCCGCGUGACGGCCGUCGGCGUCCGCGUCGCGCUGCUCCACGACGGCGACCACUUCGGCGAGGCCUGCCUCAUCUCGAGCAACGAGCCCCGGAGCGCCACCGUCGUCGCCGACACGUUCUGCGAGCUCUUCGUGCUCCACACGGCGGACUUCCAGGAG
This is a messenger RNA of Aureococcus anophagefferens, 483 nucleotides long. RefSeq lists its product as hypothetical. The annotation marks the transcript as partial. The transcript has a single exon. The record is from RefSeq and is a predicted model, not a curated record. Lineage: Eukaryota; Pelagophyceae; Pelagomonadales; Pelagomonadaceae.